AUGCCGCCGCGAGCAUCGACGUCGGCUGCGGCCUUGGAUCACUCCGAUGACGACUUCAUCGUGGCAGACGAUGCUGACGACUCUGGAGAUGACUUUAUGGACUCCCCGCCCCCUUCGGGAAACGCUCGCAACUUUGCCGCCUCUUCUUCCCGAGCAAGAGCAGCCGCAGGCAAGGGAGCUGCUGGCAAAGGAGCUUCUGCUUCGGCCGGAGUAGCCCGCAAGUCAGCCUUGGCCGCCAAAGGAUCGAAGGACGCAUCGCGGUCGUAUGCCUGGGAGCAGACCUUUCAACGCUCUUGGGACGUGGUCAAUGAAGACGAGAGCGGAUCAUUGGAAGCUUCCGUCAAGCACCUCCUCGCAGCGGGCAAGCGGCGGAGAGCUGCAAAGGAGGAGAGGAGAGUGAGGAGAGGGAUCAUCAGGCAUCUAGUGUUGGUACUUGAUGACAGCGAGAAUAUGAAUGAAAAGGAUGGUGGAAGAGGAACAAGACUCGACAUUCUCUUGCCCAUUGCACGGCGCUUCGUCAAUGAAUACUUUGAGCAGAAUCCCAUCGGACAACUGGCAAUCCUACUCAUGCGAGACGGCAUUACAGAUCGUCUUGUUCCCAUGGGCGGCAACACCUCGGAUCACCUAGCUGCACUGUCGAACAAGCGCCGCCUGGAGCCUCGUGGAGACCCUUCCUUGCAAAAUGCCCUAGAGAUGGCCAAGAGCACUCUCGCUCAUCUCCCUACCACCUCCUCGAGGGAAAUCUUGCUUCUUUCCGGAUCCCUCACCUCGUGCGAUCCGGGCAAUAUCCACCAGACCAUUGCUAGCCUCAAGGCCUCCCGUAUCCGCGUCGACCUCAUCCACCUCACUGCCGAGAUGAAGAUCAUGAGGGACAUAGCUCGAGAGACGGGUGGUACAUUUGGAGUAGCCCUGGACGAUCAUCAUCUCGAGGAGCUAGUGCGGGAAGGUAUUGCUCCGCGUGAGAUCAUCAAGAAGGAGGAAGCAGCACCUCGUGUGCGGCGAGUUGGCGACCAAGAGUCAGACGACGACGACGAGGCAGGUGCCGAGCUGAUGCAAAUGGGCUUCCCACUACGUUUGCCCACGCACGCGCCUCCUUCUCUAUGCGCCUGCCACUCCCGUCUUUUCCCACCCUCCUCCUCCUCUGCAACUAGCAGCCUCUCCGGCUCUAGUCGACCUUCGAACAAGCACUCUGGAGCGGGUAGUGGUUUCCUUUGUCCCAGGUGCAACUCGAAGAUAUGCGAUGUACCGACAGACUGCCCUACUUGUGGACUGACGGUGGUGAUGAGUACGCACUUGGCGAGGAGCUACCGACAUCUCUUUCCUGUAAAACCAUUCAGGGGCGUCUCUUGGGAAAGUCUCUCCUCACAAGGUAAUUCAAGACCCUCCUGUACAGGCUGCGAUGAGCUCUUCCCACCCCUCCCAGCUGACUUUCCUCGUCACUCGGCCACAACGAAUGGCAAUGGGACAGGAGUGACAGGAGGUGGACUUUCUCAAUCGGGACGGUACGAGUGUCCCAAGUGCCACAAGCACUUUUGCUUGGAGUGCGAUAGCUAUGUCCAUGGGGAGCUCUUCGUCUGUCCUGGUUGCGGUUGA
Microstroma glucosiphilum is the source of this 1593-nucleotide messenger RNA. RefSeq names its product TFIIH basal transcription factor complex, subunit SSL1. Gene Ontology annotation, biological process: nucleotide-excision repair; DNA-templated transcription; regulation of transcription by RNA polymerase II. Gene Ontology annotation, cellular component: transcription factor TFIIH holo complex; transcription factor TFIIH core complex. Lineage: Eukaryota; Fungi; Basidiomycota; Exobasidiomycetes; Microstromatales; Microstromataceae. The transcript is spliced from 4 exons. Gene Ontology annotation, molecular function: zinc ion binding. The coding region runs from base 1 to 1593 and encodes 530 amino acids. The record is from RefSeq and is a predicted model, not a curated record.